AUGGCUUAUCAUCAAAAUUCCGACUCUCCAAAAAACAAUUCAACUAAAAUAUCAGAAUUUAUUUCUCAUGAAAAAUCUGCUAACAAUAAUUGCGAUUUAAACAGCAUCAAAAGUCAUCCGGAUAUAAAUUAUAUCGCCGAAUUUAUUGUAAAUAAAUUUUAUUUUGCAAUUUUAAUAGAAGGUAAAACCGUACCGAGAAAUAUAGCAGAUGUUAAAUUUUUGAAUACCGACGAUGAAUUUAUUUACCACAAUUUUUAUAAUGAUUUUGGUCCAUUAAAUCUUGGCUGCCUGUACAAAUAUUGUUUUAAAGUUAAUAAAAUAUUAAAUAAUUCACGUAAUCGUCAUAAACAAAUAGUACAUUAUUGUGUUAAAAAUGAUGAGAAAAAAGCAAAUGCUGCGUUUUUGAUAACAUCGUAUGCUAUUUUAUAUUUAAAUAAAUAUCCUAAGGAUGCACAUAAAUCGCUAGUAGAUGGUAAUAUAUCAUUAAAGCCAUUCCAAGAUGCUUCAAUGGGACACUCUAUUUAUCGUUUACGAUUGCAAGAUUGUUUAAAUGCUCUGUACAAAGCAGUAACUUUUGGAUUUUUUAAUUUCGAUGAUUUUGAUAUAUCUGAAUAUGAAAAAUAUGAGAAAGUUAAGAACGGUGAUUUAAAUUGGAUCGUGCCUCAAAAAUUUUUGGCAUUCACGGGUCCGAGCACCGAACCGAGAACUCCCUACCAUCCUCCGGAACACUACUAUGACUAUUUUAUAGAAAAUAAUGUAAAUACAAUCAUAAGAUUGAACAAAGAAUCUUAUGAUUCUUCGAGAUUCACUAGAGUUGGAAUCAAUCAUUAUGACAUUUAUUUACCUGAUGGAAGUGUACCAUCACGUAAAGUUCUUUGUCAAUUUUUGUACAUCGCUGAGAUUACUAAUGGACCAAUUGCAGUUCAUUGCAAGGCGGGAUUAGGACGAACUGGGUCAUUAAUUUGUGCAUAUUUAAUAAAACAUUAUAAAAUGACUGCCAAAGAAGCUAUUGCCUGGGCACGAAUCUGCCGCCCGGGUUCAGUGAUAGGCCAUCAGCAAACAUGGCUCGAAAGUAUGCAAAAAGAAUUGAUAUUCAGUGGGCAAAAGUAUCGACUCAAGCACUACAAUGACGUUGAUAAAAUUUUACACCAUAAAUAUGGAAUAUAUUCGAUAACUUUGAAGUUGGAGCGAAAAAAUGAUAAAAUAAAUGAUACAAAUCAUAAAAAUAAUUCACUGUGUAAACGUAAAUUGUAUAAUAUGCCUACAGAAAAUAAACAGAAAUUUUUUAAUUUCUUUAGUACCAAUGGAUCUAUUUGUGAUUAUUUAUGGAGAAAAUUGAGCAGUUCAUCUGCUGAGGGCGAGGGAGAAUCGACGUCUUCUAAAAAUCAAAAUGAAAAUUCACCGAAUUCUGAAUCAAAUACACGAAAGUCGACGACAAUUGGGAGAUCAACUGAAUAA
This is a messenger RNA of Microplitis demolitor, 1458 nucleotides long. RefSeq names its product dual specificity protein phosphatase CDC14AB-like. Gene Ontology annotation, cellular component: centrosome; kinociliary basal body; mitotic spindle. Lineage: Eukaryota; Metazoa; Arthropoda; Insecta; Hymenoptera; Braconidae. The record is from RefSeq and is a predicted model, not a curated record. Gene Ontology annotation, biological process: cilium assembly; protein dephosphorylation; microtubule cytoskeleton organization. The coding region runs from base 1 to 1458 and encodes 485 amino acids. The transcript is spliced from 8 exons. Gene Ontology annotation, molecular function: protein serine/threonine phosphatase activity; protein tyrosine phosphatase activity; protein tyrosine/serine/threonine phosphatase activity.